UCUCAGAAAAGUGCAUCGUUGGGAGGACGACGACCAAAGACGCGUCGACAUCGACCACCACACUACUACGCCCUACACACGCACGCACGCCCACUACUAGCCGGCGCCAUCGCGAUCGCCCACCACCACCGCGCCCUCCUCAUCACCUCCUGUACACGUUCCACUGCCUAGCAGCGAGCAGUACAUACGCGCACGACGCACGACGUGUGUGAACCCGCACCACUCCGCGCCCCCUCGGAUCACUCUUCCACCUCGCAACAAGGAACACUGGCCAUCCCGCGCCUCUGGACGUUUUGGCCUCUUUGUCUCGUCUCCGCUCUCUCGGCGGCGUACUACACUUCUCUCCGUCCCGGUGAAACAGGACCCAGGACGCAAUAAACGUACACCACGGGACACCUUUUCUGUGCCCAUCGCUGCGGAUUGCGCCUUGUACCACCCAGACAAGGCCCCCAGGCACGCACGGAUAGCAAGAAGAACAACAGCCCAUAUUCCUCGUCGUCAUAAAGCCACACUUUGGUGACACGCGCGGUUCCAACCAACAAAGGCCGCCCCCUUCAAAGACGUAGACGAAGACCAAGACGCGGAUUGAUCAAUAAUCUUCGCUUCACAGGCGGCGACGAUCCCGAAGCACACACUGUAUCGUCACGACGACACGGCCAGCGCCCACCACGACGACGCCUCGGCACACAACCACGACACACAACAUGACUUCUCCUCUCCACAAGUUUCUCUUCUCCCCACCACCGUCUCCUCCUCUGGCAACAGACGCCAAGCAGGACCCAAACGCACCAUUCACGCCCCUCUCGACGCUGCUUCCACCCGCCGCCGCCGACAGCGCCCCCACCGACCCAAAAGUCUCGCCGCGCACCGCCCAGCGCGGCCGCCUCGACGCGGCCAACCUCCCAUCCCGCUUCUUGUCGCCCAACACGCCGACCAACAGCAUGUCCUUGAUCGACGUCGAGGCCGCCAACGCUGGCGCCAAGGAGUUUAACGCCGAGGAGAAGAAGUCGCCGUCGCUCAUGAACCCGCUGCUGUCGCCCCGCCUCGCGCACUACCGCGCGACGAUUCCUCGCCCCAUCCUGCGCAUGCUCUUCUUCGCAGUGGUGCUCUUCACCUGCGUGGCGGUGCUUGUCAUCACCGACAACCGCGCCCCGGCCACCAGCGGCCCUCACGCCUACGCCCCUCCCCAGGCGACGCAGGCACGCGUCCUCCGCAAGCAGCUCGCGUUUGAGAAGAAGGGCAAGCAGGCGCCUCUUGUUGCUCCCAACCCGAGAACGUUCCGCCCCGACCCCCACCCGCUUCCCGAGUCGCACGAGCUUCUCGCUCUCACCUGGUUCGUCCAGGAGUCGGCGUACAACAAGCUGCCGUCCAACCUUGACCCCUCGUUCCCCCUCGACGCCGCGACCAUCAUUGGCCCUGUCGGCGCGUCCAAGCUCGGCGCGACGGACAGCGAGGGCGAGUGGAACUGGCUUCGCGACCUCAAGGAGGAGUUUGCCGACAGCGUCUUUGUCUGGUUUGCUGGCUCCGCGCCCCCCUUCUACGCGCUCGAGGGCAUCCAGAACCGUCACGGCCAGGGCAAGCGCGUCAAGAUGGUCCCGACGUCGAGCCGCCCAGACGCGCACGUCGUCCGCGGCGUCCUCUCGCGCCUGGGCUACGACCUCGACCGCGCCCCCGUGCUCAUCAUUGGCGGCGAGGCCAUCGAGGCCACUGCCGAGCACAUGGCCGAGCUCCGCGAGUCGGGCGAGCUGGGUGAAAAGCUGGCCGCUAUUGGCUGGGUUGGCGCUGGCGUUCCUCCCAAGCGGGUUCGGAUCCGUCUCAUUAGGAACGGGGCAAAGAUGUCGCACGUGACAUUUGACAACAUCUUCAUUGGCGAGUCCGCCGAGCUUGGGAAGCUUCGCUUCAACCCCGCUGGAUUCGGCUGGAAGUCGUACAAGGACGAGAACAACACUCCUACGACGUUCAACGGCUCGGAUGUCCGCGGCGCCACCUGGCUUCGUGUAGCACGCAACUUCCAGCUCCGCGUGUCCCUGAGAAGCCCCGAUAAGCCGCGCGUCACCUUUGACGGCUUCAAGCGCGACGACUUUGACAAGGUCAAGCGCACGCUCGACGAGUACUUUGGCAUCAAGCUCGAGCACCGCGACAUCAGUCUUAAGGGCUGGAACUGGGGCAAGGCCGAGGUUCAGAACAAUGAGAUUGUUUUCGAGGUGCAGCACAAGGAGGCGUUCGAGCUGCCGCUCGCCCAGGUGGCCAACUCGAACAUUGCCGGCAAGAACGAGGUCGCCAUCGAGUUCACUCCCCAGCCCAUCCCCGGUGUUGGCGCGCGCGAGCCCGAUGAGCUGGUUGAGAUCCGCUUCUACGUCCCUGGCAAGAGCAAGAAGCCCAAGGGCAGCGAUGCUGGCAGCGGCGGCGAGGAGACCGACGUCGACGAGGAGGGCAACGAGAUCUCGGCCGCCGAGGCAAUGCACAACCUCAUCAAGCAGAAGGCCGAUAUCGGCGCCGCUGUGGGCGACAGCAUUGUCGUCUUCGAGGACGUGCUCGUCCUCACUCCUCGUGGUCGCUUCUCGCUCGAGUUUUUCCACGAGUCGCUCCGCUUGUUAGGCAAGUCGACCGACUACCGUGUGCCGUUCAACUCGAUCCACCGCAUCUUCCUUCUGCCAAAGUUGGACGACCUCCACAUCCAGCUUGUGCUGGGUCUCGACCCCCCUAUUCGUCAGGGUGCCACUCGUUACCCCUUCCUUGUCGCCCAGUGGCCCAAGGACGAGGAGGUCGACGCCGAGCUCAACCUCGACGACGAGGAGAUUGCCAAGUACCCCGACCUGCAGAAGAAGUACGAGGCGCCCACCUUCCAAGUCAUCUCGCGUGUGCUCAAGUCUUUGACGGGCAAGAAGGUGACUCCCCCCGGCAGCUUCCGCAACGCCCAGGGCGUCAACGGCCUCAAGGCCAACGUCAAGGCUGUCCAGGGUGAACUCUACUUCCUCGAGAAGGGCCUCAUCUUCAUCGCCAAGCAGCCCAUCCUCAUCGACUUUAGCAAGACGGAGAGCAUUUCGUUCUCGCGUGUAGGCAGCGGUGUCGCCUCGGCGCGCACAUUCGACAUGCGCGUCGUCUCCAAGACGGACAGCGCCGACCACGUGUUCAGCGCCAUCAGCAAGGAGGAGGUUGGCCCCAUCUCUCAGUUCCUCGCCAGCAAGAAUGUGCGGUUGAAGAACGAGAUGGAGGAUACGAUGGACCUCGCCGGCGACAUGGACCUGGACGACCUUUCCGACGACGACGACGCGAGCAUCCCGUCCGAGGACGAGGGCCGCAAGAAGAAGAAGGGCAAAAAGGCCGAGAAGGUCCAGCCGCGCAGGGGUGCCGACGAAGAGGACGAGUCUGAGGACGAGGACUUUAUGGACGAGUCGUCUGACGGCGGCUCGCCUAGCGAGUCGGACUCUGACGACGACGGCUCUGGAUUCGCGUCGGAUGCGUCGGACCCGAUGAUGGAGGAGCUGCGCACCAAGCAGGCGGCCAAGCGCGCAAAGAACAAGAAGGCUGCGCAGAGCGGGUCUGAUGACGACGCCGCACCAAAGAAGAAGAAGGCCAAGAUGGACGUCGACUAGAGAGGGCGGGUGUGAGUGUGCCGAGGCACGUUGUAGCA
Molecule: messenger RNA, 3634 nt
Organism: Vanrija pseudolonga
Lineage: Eukaryota; Fungi; Basidiomycota; Tremellomycetes; Trichosporonales; Trichosporonaceae
Gene: POB3
Product: FACT complex subunit POB3
Exons: 8
Coding region: 705-3596 (963 amino acids)
Cellular component (GO): nucleus; FACT complex
Molecular function (GO): DNA binding; histone binding; nucleosome binding
Source: RefSeq, a predicted model, not a curated record